Molecule: messenger RNA, 2344 nt
Organism: Solanum tuberosum (potato)
Lineage: Eukaryota; Viridiplantae; Streptophyta; Magnoliopsida; Solanales; Solanaceae
Product: protein spinster
Exons: 4
Coding region: 369-1859 (496 amino acids)
Biological process (GO): transmembrane transport
Cellular component (GO): membrane
Molecular function (GO): transmembrane transporter activity
Source: RefSeq, a predicted model, not a curated record
UAUUACACGUCUGGCCUUGACUCCAAUAUUUCCCGUCUUAAUUAAGGAUUUGCUUGCAUUAUGUGUGGAUCCGUUACCACUUCUAAUCCAUUAUUACCAAACUCACCCACCAAAACAUCCCUCCAUCUUUCUUAUUUUCCAGAUUUUUACUCAUAAUAACAAAAAUUGUACUGAAUCUUAUCACAUAUUCUUUACGUUUGAUGAAUGUACGUAUAUUUUGAGUAUUGUAUGGUAAGUAGAUCUCAAAUCUUCAUCUGGGAUUGUUUAAAAAUGGAAUCUUGCAGCAAAUAAACAGAGCCACGUUGAAUGGCUAGUGCCCAAGAAGGAGAAGGGCCAGCAAAAGGUUGACCUUUUUUCCUUUGGGAUUGAUGGGGUUAAGCGCUAGAGCUUCCAGAUUACCUUCUUCUGUUUUUCGACCUAAAUCUCUGCUCCCCAGCCACCUUUCCACCAUGAGAACAAGGACAAUUUUUGGGAUCUCUAUUUCCCUAAUCAUCAUCAACAUGGCCGCUAUAAUGGAGCGCGCUGAUGAGAAUCUCCUUCCAGCUGUUUAUAAAGAAGUCAGUGAAGCUUUUACAGCAGGACCAUCCGAUCUUGGGUUUCUCACAUUCAUAAGGAACUUUGUGCAGGGAAUUGCUUCGCCAGUGGCAGGUAUUUUAGUUUUAAAUUAUGACCGUCCCACAGUUCUUGCAAUUGGUAUCCUCUUCUGGGCCAUAUCAACCGGUGCAGUGGGUGCGAGCAAGUAUUUUCUGCAGGUUGGCUUCUGGAGAGCUAUAAAUGGCUUCGGUCUGGCAAUUGUGAUACCUGCUUUGCAGUCCUUCAUAGCUGAUAGCUAUAAGGAUGAAGUCAGAGGGAUGGGAUUUGGGUUUCUUAAUCUAAUUGGUACUGUGGGUGGGAUAGGAGGCGGAGCUAUAGCUACAGUUAUGGCUGGUCAUGAAUACUGGGGAAUACCAGGAUGGCGCUUUUCCUUCAUCGUGAUGGCAACUUUGAGUUGUUUCAUAGGAUUUCUCGUCUUCUCUUUUGUCGUUGACCCAAGGAAGCAAAGCAGUGGCCAGCGUGAUAUUUCUGAACACUCUGACAGGGAUGAAUUGAUAGAGAAAGGACACUCAAAUAUCAAUUCAAUGUCAAUUUGGAUGGAGUCCUGGACAGCCAUGAAAACUGUCAUCAAACUCCAAACGUUUCAGUUCAUUGUUUUGCAGGGUCUAGUUGGUUCCCUACCUUGGACAGCCAUUGUUUUCUUUACAUUAUGGUUUGAAUUAAUCGGUUUUGAUCAUAAUAGUGCAGCCACACUUGUCGGUCUAUUUGCUGCUGGAUGCGCAUUAGGAUCCUUUUUCGGUGGAGUAGUUGCAGACAAAAUGUCUCGAAUAUACCCUCAUUCAGGACGUGUCAUGUGUGCUCAAUUUAGUUCUUUUAUGGGCAUCCCAUUCUCAUGGUUCCUUCUUCGAAUUAUCCCCCCGUCUGUAAGCAGCUAUUCCACAUUUGCUGUGACUUUAUUCAUAAUGGGCCUCACAAUCAGCUGGUGUGCUACUGCUACAAAUGGUCCCAUGUUUGCAGAAGUGGUGCCUUCAAAGCACCGCACCAUGAUUUAUGCUUUUGAUCGUGCGUUUGAGGGUUCAUUUUCUUCUUUUGCUGCUCCAAUUGUAGGGAUUCUGGCUGAGAAAAUGUAUGGCUAUGAUGCCAAAUCUGUUGAUCCGAUAUUAGGAUCUGCAAGAGAGGCUUUAGCGCUGUCGAAAGGUCUCUUUUCAAUGAUGGUCGUGCCUUUUGGUUUAUGUUGCUUGUUUUACACCCCUUUGUAUUGGACAUUCAAGCAGGACCGUGACAAUGCAAGACUUGCUGCUGCAAAAGAAACAGAGAUGAUAUGACAAUUCCACGCUUUUCAUUUCUUUGUUUAUUCAUUCUUCUUGGAUCUUUGGGCUCAUUUGGAUGUGGAGUUUCUUCUGUGAACCACUUAGAUGAAAUGCUGCUGCACUGCUGUAGCCUGUAGGCCAAAACAACAGUGUUCCCUUCUAAUUUUGCAGAUAUUUCAUUUGGUGGUUGCAUUAGGACAGCAGAUUAAGUCUCCAUUACACUUACCUCAUCUAACAGAUCAUACUCAAAAUUCAAAGAUGUAAACAAGCAGACGCUGUUGCCAGGCAUCAGGCACUCCAACAUUGCAGUAGUUGCUUCGGCAUUGGCAAACUGGAAUAGAGAGAGGACAGGGUUUGCCUGUUUGUCUAUGAUUGUACUUGUAAAUCCUGCCAUUUUUGAAGUAAGAAGAAAGCCACGGAACUUUAACAUAGCAUCCUCUUAUGUUGGUACAAUAACUGACAUUGAAGUUGAAGAUUAUGAUAUAAACGAAAAGCUCAAA